Molecule: messenger RNA, 705 nt
Organism: Acromyrmex echinatior (Panamanian leafcutter ant)
Lineage: Eukaryota; Metazoa; Arthropoda; Insecta; Hymenoptera; Formicidae
Biological process (GO): regulation of cytoskeleton organization
Cellular component (GO): axoneme
Molecular function (GO): microtubule binding
Source: RefSeq, a predicted model, not a curated record
AUGAUUGGUGACACGGUGCAGAUCGACAAUAAGGAGCUCAUCGAAUGGAUCGAUGGCAUCCCAUUUUCGAGACCCGCGAGAAACUUAACGAGGGAUUUUUCGGAUGCCGUUCUUACGGCGGAGGUUCUAAAAUUAUACUAUCCCCGACAUGUGGAGCUUCACAAUUAUGUUCCGGCGAAUGGCAUAAAUACAAAAAGGGAGAACUGGAAGAUGCUAAAUCGAAAAGUGCUCGCAAAACUUGAUAUAAAAUUGAGCAGUGACACUAUUCAUCAACUGGCGAACGGGUCACAAGGCGCAGUCGAGAAGCUCUUAACAAAGUUGAGAGUGAAAGUUCUGAGGGACGGCGUUGAGAUGCAUAAACCGAAACUCAAAGAUGUAGAAAGCAAUGUAGAAGGCGAUGCGCUCGCGAAUGUUACGACGAAGAGGAUUGAAGAUGCAAACGACGAAAAUGUGCAACGUACAAUUUACGCAGAGUUAAAACAGGAGCUGCGUGAAAAGGAAGAAGUGAUAAGCACUUUGAAUCACAAGAUCGCAUAUCUGGAGAGUUCGAUGAAGCUCAAGGAUCUGCGCAUCUCCAGUCUGGCGGCGCAAAUCUUGCAAAACGCCGUCGAAAUGGAUCAAUCAGCGAAAUCGCAAUCAAUCGAGGGCGCACACGUUAAAUUACGCUCGCGAUCGCACAAUUUUCACGAAGCCAAAACGAAUUAA